Messenger RNA from Closterium sp. Naga37s-1, 795 nucleotides. Lineage: Eukaryota; Viridiplantae; Streptophyta; Zygnematophyceae; Desmidiales; Closteriaceae. The record is from the annotation of a GenBank genome assembly.
AUGCACGCUUCGUCCCGUCCGCGACCGCUGUGCGAGCUGUCGAUUUCUCCUGUCCUAACAAAGCCCACAAAGGCCCCGCCACGCCCCCCCCCCCCCUUCGCUGCUCCUCCCUCGGCCUUCGACCCGCCCGCGAUCCCCCCCGCCACUACUCUCGCCCUUGCGCCCGCGUCCGCGCCAGCGUCGGCCGCGGUCCCCCGAAGCUCUCUCUCCGCCGCCGCCGCCGCCGCCGCUGCCUCCGCCGCUUCCGCUGGUGGCGCGCCGUCGUCCGCGGCGACGCCUGGCGCGUUGGCAGCCCUGGUGGCGCGGCGCGAGAAGCUGGAGGAGCAAGUGGCGAGUGCGGAAAGACAGCUGUUCGACCUGGAGACGGCAUACCUGCACGACUCGGCGCACACCGGCAGCGUUCUCAGAGGCUUCGACUCCCUUCUUGCCGCUCCUAGAGCCGCCAGCAGCAGCAUGAAGCGUCCGAGAAAGUUCCUGGCAGAGGAUCGCCUCUUCUCGCUGUCAUCGUGCACAUCAUCUGCUGCUGAGGAACAAGCGACUGGGAGAGACGCAGGUGUGCCACCCACCCCUUCCUUUGCCUUGCCCCCAUGUUCUUUCUGUUCACCACAUCUGCUGUUCGCCACCGCACUGAAUACCACCACACUCAACAUCACCACUCUGCACACAUACGCCCCUCUCUUUGCAUCUUGCCAUCCCUCCUCCCCCAACCUUCCCAGCUGCUUCCUGCCACUCCCAUCUGCUUCUCCCUCCAACCCUCAACCGCUCUCACUGCCCGCAUGCCUCAUCAUUCCCUAA